AUGUCGUGGGAUCUGCUCCAGCGCUUUAUCGAGAGUGAUGUUUUCAACCAGAACCCUUUCCUCUCCGUUUCAUACCUCUCUCGAUAUGCAGACCACGUCGGCAUCCACUACGUCCUAUGUUCGAAGCUCCGGCAGUUCCCCUACGAGGAUAUCGAGUUCUUCCUGCCCCAGCUAUGCCACCUUAUAAUCAGCGUCGACAAUGAGUCUAUGGCCCUGGAGGAGUUUCUGCUGGAUCUGUGCGAGGAGUCCGUCACCGCCGCUCUGCUGACAUUCUGGCUCUUCCAAACCUACCUGCGCGACCUCGCCUCGACGCCGCAAGCCCAAGAUUUCAAGACCUGCCGGAGAGUCUACAACAAAGUGCAACACAUCGUCUUCGGCCAUUCCGACGCGGCGCGACACGAGAAGAUUCAGGAGAACAUACUGCCGGUCACAGUCCUGGCGAGUUUUGUUCUAGCGAGCGUUGGACUUCCGAUCUUGCCGCAAUGGGCUGGCCCGCUUGCUGUUGCGCAAGCAAGGAAAUCCCAACCCGAGGGCGAUGUCAUAUCCGAAGCGAGUCAGGCCAUGAAAGUCACAAGGAGCCAGACAGUGACGUUAAACAGCUCGAGGUCACGGCGGGCGCGAGAUGCGAUUCGGGUCGGGAGUUUGCCAGAUGCGAAAGAGGUUACACAGCCUCCGGAAAGGUCACCCCGUACUAUCAUCUCAUCACCGCCGCCCUCCGGGAACAGCAUCAAUGCCGGUCAUGAGGCGCGGAAGCCAGCUGUUAUCGACGGCCUAAUGAUAGACGCUCGUCUGAGCUCCUCGUCCCUGCCUCUUCCGGAGAUGAGAUCGCCGAAGAUGGUGACUCGACCCGCGACGCCACUAUCCGCCAGGCUACCGCGCCCGGUUGAGGGCAUCUCACGCAGACAUUCCCACCAUGUGAAGACGCUUCUUACCUUGGCUGAGAUGACACCGCAGCACAAAGGCAGGCUACUGCGACAAAACUACUUUCGCGUUCAGACAUUGUUCUUGACGGCACUGGAGGACAUAUCGAAUCGACUCGUCAUGGUACCAAAGGCGGCUCGUCUGAGCGCGUUGCGAGCUGAGCUUGCACUCAUUGCCAGAGAUCUGCCUGCCGAACUAGAUAUUCCCAUUAUCUGCCCGCCCACCUUGGUCGAUGGUUCACCCUCGAGAAGUCGGCAUCACCGUGUCGUGAGAGUCAAUCCCGCCGAGGCCACAGUUUUGAAUAGUGCUGAGAAGGUACCGUAUCUUCUGAUGGUAGAGAUACUCCGCGAUGACUUUACAUUUGAUCCCGUCUCCGUGGACAAUCAACGGUUACUUGGCACGCUUCUGUCCGAACAGGGUGACCGCAAACGAGUCUUCGAUCUCUCAGAUGCGCACCGCGCCCCGGUUAGCGAGCGGGUGCCUUCGCCUGUAGUUGACAAGAUCGACAGCAUAUUCGAGCCGACUUCGGGCGACCUAGGGAGUUCGCCAAUGCUCAAACCGUCUGAUUGGGGCUCAAAUACUAAAAAGAAUGGAAAGGGAGCUGCGCACCGUAAGAGCUUGCCAAACGGUACAACAGAUAUCUCUGCGAUACCCGAACCUACGCCGCAGGACUCGGCAGGAUCGACAUCGGGAUCCAAUAGCCCCGGAUCUUUGAAGAAGACGAAUAUAGCAAGCCAACGCAAUACGCCCGGCGAUCAGCCAGAUUUUUCGGCAUUGGCCACGCACAUGCGGACAGCCUCGCAAAUGUUGGCUCAGCUUGAUGCGACAAGCGGAAAGCGGCCCAGACAGGAAGUCGCCGCCAUCAGGUCCAAGAUCAUCGCAAGUAUGCAGAGUCUGGAGGAGCAGAGUUUUGACCUGGAUGACGCCCAAGGGCCCACAUUCGAUAUGAUAAUAGGCAAGACGGGCACAGCAUCUUCUGCCUCGGAUGCUGGUGACCCUGAAGACGAUUUAGAUCCAGCAAGCAACCCUAGUGCUGGGGCUGCCAGGAUGGAAAACGACGCGAUGACUGGAGGAGUCCAAAGAAAAGGCGAUCGAGACGACCCAAGCGCUGCAGUGUUUGGCGAGGCAUGGCAGGUCAAGAAGGAACGAAUCCGCAAGUCUUCUCCGUACGGCUGGAUGAAGAACUGGGAUCUCGUUAGUGUCAUUGUCAAGACGGGGGAUGAUCUUCGACAAGAGGCGUUUGCCUGCCAACUCAUUCAGGUCUGCCACAAGAUCUGGGAAGUUGCGCGCGUUCCUGUCUGGGUUAAGCUCAUGCGGAUCCUGGUCACCGGCGAGUCCUCGGGGCUCAUUGAAACGAUCACCAAUGGUGUAUCGCUUCAUUCGCUGAAGCGGAGCUUGACACUGUCCUCGAUCGAGUCUGGGAUAAAUCCUCGGCGGCGGUUUGCGACGCUCAAGGAUCACUGGGUCAAGACCUUUGGCAAGCCGAAUAGUGAGCCGUACAAAGCAGCGGUGGAUGCAUUCAAGCGCUCACUUGCAGCGUACAGUAUGAUAUCGUACAUAUUACAGUUGAAGGACCGGCAUAACGGCAACCUACUUAUUGACAACGAGGGCCAUAUAAUCCAUAUUGAUUUUGGAUUCAUGCUGUCGAAUUCACCUGGAUCGGUUGGAUUCGAGGCAGCUCCCUUCAAAUUCACUCAGGAGUAUGUCGAUGUGCUCGGUGGGGUCGGCUCCCCCGAUUACGAGGAUUUCAAGGUGUUGUGCAAGCAAGCUUUCCAAGCGCUACGCCGUUCUGCGGACAACAUCAUCGACCUUGUAAGUAUGAUGGGAAGGGACUCGAAGAUGCCCUGCUAUUCAUCCGGUGUGGUGCAAGCUACGGCCACCCUACGGCAGCGCUUCCAGUUGCAUCUGAGUGCUGAGGAGGCUGAGAACUUCGUGGAUACCGACCUCGUCGCGAAGUCUCUCGGCAGCUACUACACACGACUUUAUGACACCUUCCAAUAUCGGACCCAGGGUAUAUACUAG
This is a messenger RNA of Anthostomella pinea, 2943 nucleotides long. The record is from the annotation of a GenBank genome assembly. NCBI's taxonomy places the organism in Eukaryota, Fungi, Ascomycota, Sordariomycetes, Xylariales, Xylariaceae.